Cyanidioschyzon merolae strain 10D is the source of this 1350-nucleotide messenger RNA. Its product is annotated as probable pyruvate dehydrogenase kinase. Gene Ontology annotation, cellular component: mitochondrion. The record is from RefSeq and is a predicted model, not a curated record. NCBI's taxonomy places the organism in Eukaryota, Rhodophyta, Bangiophyceae, Cyanidiales, Cyanidiaceae. The transcript has a single exon. Gene Ontology annotation, biological process: protein phosphorylation; regulation of glucose metabolic process. Gene Ontology annotation, molecular function: pyruvate dehydrogenase (acetyl-transferring) kinase activity. The coding region runs from base 1 to 1350 and encodes 449 amino acids.
AUGGCUAUCUGGAGAAAGCAGGGUCUGGCAUGGGCCGUUUUAAGACUCGGCUCAGGGCUGUGGCCGUCAGCAACGCGGGGCUGGACCUCUGCACAGCGGCUCGCACCUGCCGCCUCCCUGAGAACUAGUGCGGAGGAUCCCUCGAUUCCCAGUUGGCUCGCGUCUGGAUGCCCGCCGAGUCAACCAGACGUCGCGUAUACGCCACUGGAAGCGAAACCGCUGCUUCUGCGUCUGCCUUCGAGCAGGGAGGAGGCGUUGGAACUCAUCCCGCGCUACGCUCGUCGCAGCGCGACUCCAGUGUCGCUGCGACAGCUGCUCGAGUUUGGUCGACAUCCGACACCGAAGAAGCUGCUGCUUGCGGCGCAACUGAUGCAUCGUGAGCUCGCCAUUCGACUGGCGCACCGCGUAGUGGAACUACAGUCGCUUCCAUACGGUCUGUCGGAGAUGCGCAGCGUGAAACGCGUUUGCGAACUAUACGAGAACUCCUUCGCCGACAUCCUCAUGCAUCCCCGGCCUGAACGGGAAGGUGAAGAGGAGCGUCGUUUUACGGAGCUCCUGCGUCGCAUCCGAGACCGGCACUCUGACGUUGUGCGACAGAUUGCGUGCGGGGUACUCGAACUGAAGCAAUCCUGUGGGAUGGGCGCGGAUGACAUUCACAUCAGCUCGUUCCUUGAUCGCUUCUACACUUCAAGGAUAGGCAUUCGCGUGCUCAUUUCUCAACAAGUCAGUAUGUCUCUGGAGCGAUCGCGCCAGGGAUACGUGGGCAUUAUUCACAUACGUUGUCGACCAGCGCACGUUGCAGCGGAUGCGGCGGAUGCAGCGCGAGCACUAGCCUAUCGACACUACGGUGAAGAGCCGCCCGAGGUGGUUAUCCUGGGGAAAACCGACCUGGAGUUCCCAUACAUUGAGGGGCAUCUCUAUCAUGUGCUGUUCGAGUUGCUCAAAAACUCCAUCCGAGCAACCAUGGAGCAUCAUAUGGGACGGGAAAGCUUUCCGCCGAUCAAGGUGAUUAUUGCGGAUGGAUAUGAGGAUGUGACGCUGAAGAUCGCCGACGAGGGAGGCGGCAUUUCGCGUUCCAGUUUACCCAAAAUUUGGACUUACAUGUUCACAACGGCAACAGUACCCCCAGAGGCGCUGAUCCAACCCGAAUAUGGACCUGGGAGUCAUGUACACGGUGCGCGAGGAGCUUCCAUGGACCCGCUAGCCGGCUUCGGCUACGGUCUGCCGCUAUCUCGGCUCUAUGCGCGUUAUUUUGGAGGCGAAUUGAGCAUUGCUUCCAUGGAGGGCUUUGGAACGGAUGCCUACGUGCACCUGGCGAAACUGGGGAAUCGUCUGGAGGCUCUUGUGUGA